This is a messenger RNA of Spirodela intermedia, 1755 nucleotides long. Lineage: Eukaryota; Viridiplantae; Streptophyta; Magnoliopsida; Alismatales; Araceae. The record is from the annotation of a GenBank genome assembly.
AUGGGGCAGUUGGAGGCGGCUCUGCAGAGGUGCUCGUCCUUCUCCCACAUCCGGCAGCUCCACGGCCACCUCAUCGCUGCCGGACUCUUCCAGACGCUCCCUUCCGCCCGCUGCAAGCUCGUGGAGCUCUGCGCCGUCUCCCCGUUCGGGGAGCUAGCCCACGCCCUCGCGACCUUCCGCCAGAUCAGCCGCCCCGCCACCAACGACUGGAACGCCGUCCUCCGCGGCCUCGCCCGGGGAACCGAUCCGCUCGCCGCCGUCUCUCUCUUCGCCGCCAUGGCGCGCCUCGUCGGCGCAGCCCGCGACGACGCCCUAACCUGCUCCUUCGUACUCCAGGCCUGCGGCCGCGCCAACGCCCUGCGAGAGUCCGCGCAGCUCCACGGCCGCGUCCUCCGCCGCGGGUUCGCCGCCGACUUCCGCCUUCAAACGACGCUCGUGGACGCCUACGCCAAGGGCGCGGACGUCUCCGCCGCCGCGAAGGUGUUCGAUGAAAUGCCCCACCGGGAUGUGCCCACCUGGAACGCCCUCAUCAACGGAUUCGCCGCCGGGAGCCGCCCCCACGACGCGGUGGCGCUGUUCCGCCGGAUGGCGGCCUCCCCCGCGUGCCCACCCGACGUCGUCACUAUCCUCGGCGCUCUCUCUGCUUGCGCCCAGCUCGGGGACCUCGUGGAGGGUGAGUCCGUGCGCGCGUACGCACGGGAGGCGGGCCUGGAAGGCAACGUGCGAGUGCGUAACGCUCUCAUGGACAUGUACGCCAAGUGCGGCUCCGUCGGCGGCGCCGUCGAGGUCUUCCGGGGAACCGCCGCCGGGGACCGGUCGCUGGUCUCCUGGAACACCGUUACCAUGGCACUGGCUCUCCACGGGCACGGCGCUCGUGCCCUGAAGCUGUUCGAGGAGAUGUCUGCAGUGGCGGGGGUCCGGCCAGACGCUGUCACCUACCUCGCCGUUCUCUCCGGCUGCAACCACGCGGGGCUGGUGGAGGAGGGCCUCCGCAUCUUCCGGAUCAUGGCGGAGGAGGAGCCGAUGCAGCUGAACGUGAAGCACUACGGCUGCGUGGUGGACAUGCUGGGGAGGAAAGGGAGGUUGCAAGAGGCCUACGAGGUCGUCGCCACCAUGCCGAUCCCCCCGGACGUUAUUCUCUGGCAGACGCUGCUGGGAGCCUGCAAAACCUACGGCGACGUCCCCCUGGCGGAGCGCGUCUCCGGCGAGCUCCUUGCGAUGGGGUCCCGCGGGGACGGCGACUACGUGCUCCUCUCGAACGUGUACGCGGCGGCGGAGCGGUGGGGCGACGUUGGCCGCGUGCGGGCGGCCAUGGCGGAGCAGGACGUGCGGAAGGUGCCCGGUUUCAGCUUCAUCCAGGUGGGUGGGGCGGCGCACCGGUUCCUCAACGGGGGACUGGGGGAGCACCCGCGGUGGAGGGAGAUCCAGCGGACGCUGGAGGAGGUGCGGGGCAAGGUGCGGACGCUGGGGUACGCGCCGGAGACGGCCGGGAACGUGCUGCACGACGUGCUGGAGGAGGACAAGGAGGAGGCGCUGUGGCAGCACAGCGAGAGGCUGGCGCUGGCGCUGGGGCUGGCGGUGGCGGCAGGCCGAGCGGAGGAGAUACGGGUGGUGAAGAACCUGCGGAUCUGCGGGGACUGCCACGCGGUGGCGAAGCUGGUGUCGCGGGCGUACGGGUGCGUGGUGGUGGUGCGCGACCGCGCCCGCUUCCACCGCUUCGAACACGGGAGCUGCUCCUGCGGCGACUAUUGGUGA